CUGGGUCCAUUGCUAUCCCUUUAAUCCAGAGACCAAAGGCCAGUCAGUGCAGUGAAAGCACCUUGACUCUCUUCCUCCGAAGAAGGGAAGGGUGCAGCCCUCCGCUGGCAAGGUCAUGCUCACAGUCUUCCAGGACCAGGACGGAGGAGUGAUGACAGGUUUCCUGGCUAAGACUACCACAGUGACAGGAGCCUAUUAUGCUUCACUUUUGAGGAAAUUAAAAGAAGCUAUCAAAAUCAAGAUCAGCAAAGGCAUCCUCCUCUUGCAGGACAACUCUGCGGUCCACAACUUGCAUGUUCUCAUAUCAGAGGCACAGGCGUGCGGCUAUUAACUCCUCCCCUAUCCCCCCUUCUCUCUUGACCUUGCACCCUCUGACUUUCACCUCUCCCCAGCCGUGAAGUUGUUUCUGAAAGGAAAGUGCUUACCAGAUGACGCGGCCUUGAUUUCUGAAGUCACGUCGUGGUUUGAGGACCAACCUGGGGCAUUCUACAAAAACAAAUGCGUAACUCUGGGCGAGUCUUGUGGAAAAAGACUGUCUUUGCCAAGUGUCAUUGCUCUAUUGCUAUGGGAAGCCCAUGCAUCCAUCCAUCUUCUUCCACUUAUCUGGGGUAGGGUCACGGGUUUAGUAGCUUCAGUAGGGAGGCCCAGAUGUCCCUCUCCCCAGUCACUUGGGGCCAGCUCCUCCGGGGAAAUCCCAAGGCGCUCCCAGGCAGGUCAAGAAACAGUCUCUCCAGCGUGUUCUGGGUCCCUUCCAGGGGCUCCUCCCUGUGGGACAUGCCCAGAACACCUCACCAGGGAGACGUCCAGGAGGCAUCCUAAUCAGAUGCCCGAGUCACCUCAACUGCCCCCUUUCAACAUGGAGAGGCUCUAUGGGAAGCCCCUUGCAGUGCAGGAACACAAAGUUCAGCAAACAGCCGCCGCAUCCCUCAGUGUUGCUCAGAGCUGUUGCUCAAUUCCAAUCAGACCUGACUGAGGUUUUCUGGUUAGUCGGAAGUUUGACGCGCUGUAGGAGGGUUCAAAAGAUCCCACUGCAGGGCCGGAGGAAACAUUCAGGACCUUCACAGAGAAGAAGAACAACAGGAAGAUGAAGAGGCUCAGCUUACUCCUCUGUUUGACUGCUAUGGCCGCAGCGCAGCGUCCCGUGGAGCACGCCACCAGGGAUGAAAAAUGUGCCACCCAGAAGGAGUGGCCUUUUUGCACAGACGAUGACUGGAACUCUAAGUGCCCGUCCGGCUGCAGGAUCCAGGGUCUGAUAGAUAAACAGGAUCAUCUGCUGCUAAAGAAGAUCCAGAAGAUCCGUAACCUGCUGGAUCAGCACAAGGCCAAGCAUCGUUCCAUCGACCAAGUGUCCAAGCAGACCUACGACGUCCUGAGGGAGAAACUCACCCUUGAUUCUGGAAACGACAACCUGUAUUAUGACCUGGCCCAGAAUCUGCGUCAGAGGAUCACCGAAAUGAAGGUUCGGAUCGACACACAGCAGAAGACCCUGGCCGCCCUGAGGGACAGGGUCAAAGACCAGGUUGCCGAGAUGCUGAAAAUAGAGGUUGAUAUUGACAUGAAGCUGCGCUCCUGCAAAGGCUCCUGUGCCAUUCACACAAACUACCAGGUGGAUAGAGAGAGUUAUGUGGGUCUGGAUAAACAGAUCAAUCAGCUGGAGUCCUAUGAAACCCAAAGCCUCCAGUCAGUGGGGACCAUGUAUGUGAUGAAGAGCCGGCCUCUGAAGGAUGUGAUUGUUGACUCCAGGUUCAAGUCUAAGGAUGUGGCAGCUCAACAGACCGAGGACAUGUUCCCUCAGGUAAACACUGUUCAGUUUGUCUUAGAGGAGGAAGGCUCCAGUUCAUCUCCAGCCACUAUCUCCAAGGGCCCAGGUACAUCACACUCAUCGUCGUCCUCCUCAUUCUCUUCCUCGGCAACCUCCACCUCCCCGUCCUCUGCUAAAUCCAUCACUGAACUCUCAGGACGUGGAGACGGCAAUUUUUUCGGCGGGUUUGAAGGGUCACAAAGCCAGCCCAGCAUUAGCCAUUCAAGCACCAAAACGGUCAGCUGUACAAAGACCGUCAGGAGGACCAUCAUCCAAACACCUAAUGGGCCGGUUGAAAGAGUGGAGGAAGUGGGUAGUGGACCAGAAUGUGAGGGAGUCGGUGGUUUUACAAAGGGGGAGAUGGGCUCUUUGUUCCCAUCAUUCGCUGGCUCCUCCUCCUCCUCCUUCUCUGCAAUUCAUUCUGGUGGAACAAAGGGAAGCCUCCUGGCAGAUUCUAAAUCCGGCCUGGAUCCAUUUGGAGCUGACUUCGGCGCGUUCUUGACCGACAACUCCGACGACGAUGUUCCUGACUUCCACGCUCGGAGUGUGAAGAGCACGGUUGUCGAAAGGCAACAGGAUUUUGUAGGAACAGACUGCGUCGACCUCUACCAGAAGCACCUGAACGGGGAAACGAACGGCCUUUUUAAGAUCAAACCCGCCGGCUCCACGGCAACCGUGGAGGUUUACUGCCACCAGGAGGGGAUAAUGGGUGGGUGGUUGUUAGUCCAGCAGAGAGAGAGCGGCGCCAUCAGCUUCAACCGCACCUGGGCCGAGUACCGCAACGGGUUCGGCUCGGUGGACGCUCAGGGGAAAGGAGAGUUCUGGCUGGGCAACCAGAACCUCCACCUGCUGACAAAGCAGCAGGAAACCAUGAUGAAGGUGGAGCUGGAGGACUGGGAGGGGGGCGUGGCUACCGCGGAGUACACGGUCAGGGUCGGCGCCGAGGAGGACGGGUUCCCCCUGCAGGUAUCCGGGUACACCGGAGACGCCGGGGACGCCCUGGGACCCCACAACGGUAUGAAAUUCAGCACCUUGGACAGAGACAAUGACGGGUGGGGGGAGAGCUGCGCGGAGGCGUACGGGGGCGGAUGGUGGUACAACAGCUGCCAGACGGCCAACCUUAACGGGGUUUAUUACAAAGGUUCAUACGAGCCACACACUCAGUCACCGUAUAAAACUGCCAACGGCGUGGUGUGGGGGACAUUUAAACCGGACACCUACAGCCUGAAGGCGGCUCGGGUUUUCAUCCGACCCGCCGCUUUCUGAUCCAAACAAUCCGGACAUUUGUUCAUUUAUUCAAUAAAGAGAGAAACGAGGACAUGAGUGAAGGUUCCCCUCCUGUUUGACCUGUUGGUCAAUCAUUUUGAGAUUUCAACACAACCUCAAACAAUGUGAUGUACUGUAUCGACCUGUUUGUUAGCUUUAACUGUCCAAUGUUCUGAAAGUGACCCCGACUCUGUAAGGAUCAAUGUUUUAAUAAACACGAGUUCACUUCUACUGCUGUGUGCUGUCCUGUUUUAUCCAACUCUCAACAUUUCAUAGAAAACGUUGGAGAGGCUGAC
Molecule: messenger RNA, 3363 nt
Organism: Cyprinodon variegatus (sheepshead minnow)
Lineage: Eukaryota; Metazoa; Chordata; Actinopteri; Cyprinodontiformes; Cyprinodontidae
Gene: fga
Product: fibrinogen alpha chain-like
Exons: 9
Coding region: 1085-3067 (660 amino acids)
Biological process (GO): blood coagulation; protein polymerization; platelet activation
Cellular component (GO): fibrinogen complex
Molecular function (GO): signaling receptor binding
Source: RefSeq, a predicted model, not a curated record